Messenger RNA from Leptosomus discolor (cuckoo roller), 219 nucleotides. The record is from RefSeq and is a predicted model, not a curated record. NCBI's taxonomy places the organism in Eukaryota, Metazoa, Chordata, Aves, Leptosomiformes, Leptosomidae.
AUGUUGGUGAGCAAGAGGGUGAAGCGCCUUUUGCAGCUGGUGCCUGGGAAGCAGCGCUUCGGCGUUUACAGGUUCCUGCCCUUCUUCUUCCUCCUCGGGGGAGCGAUGGAGUGGUUCAUGAUUAACGUCCGCAUCGGCAAGGAGACCUUCUAUGACGUUUACCGUAGGAAACGAUCUGAAAGACAGUAUGAGGCACGGAUGGAAAAGAAUGAUUUUUAG